This is a messenger RNA of Ectocarpus sp. CCAP 1310/34, 791 nucleotides long. Lineage: Eukaryota; Phaeophyceae; Ectocarpales; Ectocarpaceae. The record is from the annotation of a GenBank genome assembly.
UCUCCAUUUCCUCGAAUCACGGGUAUCUCACCUGGGGGGUUUAACCCCCUCGCUUCCCCGUAGUCCGGUCCUAUGCCCGGGCCCACUCCGGCUGGUCCAACAGGGUUCGCUCCCGAUCUGCUGGCCCAGCCGCCUUCCAGCAGCUGCCGUGGUCCUUGCCCAUUGUCUCUCGCUUGCUGCUGGAGUAAUCCCCCGUCACCGCCGAGCGGCAGCGGAGGCGCUUGUUGGCCUCCCGUGGCGGCAACCCAGCCGCCACUACUGGCUGCAUCCGCCACGACGCUGCCAGGCUCCUUCUUCUUCACCGACUCCUCCACCAGGGCCGCCAAUUGCGAAAUCUGCCGUUGCAAACUUGCAGCUCCGCAUCGCUGCCCUCCUGCACCGGCGGGCGGGUCUGUUCUCCGCUCGCAGCAGUGCGCUCUUCGUCUCCAGCAAAGCUCAUCCCAAUGUGGCUUCCCUCGAGAGGCAAAAACUACUCUAGAGUGUUUGCGGCCUACGCCACUUACUUUUCUGGUGAUCAUAUCGCGGCGAGGAGUGCAGCAGUGAGCGAUGCCGUUCGAUGGUGCGGCCGUUGCUAUCAGAAACGGCUGGACGGCAUGAAGCGAUACGAGAAACAGCCAGAGCACCCAGCAAACACGGAUCAUGGAUCGGGGAGGGAGGCGCCGACCCCUCUAGAACCGUUGGACACGGUGCGCGCGAUGGUGGUUGAAGUCCUCUGUCGAGGUGAUUUCCUGUACUGGCAGGACGUCGCCAAUUGCCUAGCUGCUGGACGCGCAAAGGUUUGUAUGGAUUAG